Messenger RNA from Ipomoea nil (Japanese morning glory), 2988 nucleotides. Its product is annotated as phosphatidylinositol 4-phosphate 5-kinase 1-like. Bases 393 to 2699 code for a protein of 768 amino acids. Lineage: Eukaryota; Viridiplantae; Streptophyta; Magnoliopsida; Solanales; Convolvulaceae. Gene Ontology annotation, biological process: phosphatidylinositol metabolic process. The record is from RefSeq and is a predicted model, not a curated record. Gene Ontology annotation, molecular function: 1-phosphatidylinositol-4-phosphate 5-kinase activity; ATP binding. The transcript has 8 exons.
CAUGACGAGGCGAGAAAGCAAGCAAGCAGGAGCAGCCAGCCAUGUCGAUGUCCCAUUGAAAUUCUCUGCGAUUUCCCCAUUUUCGCUUUUCCUUUUUCUUUUUCUUUUUCCCACACAUUUUUCCAUUUCCUGACGUAAAAGGAAACAACAACAAGAGCAGAGCAGAGGAGACGAGACGCGCUUCACUCACUCUCUCCAGACAUACGUAAAUCCCAAAAAUCAUUUCCUUUACUGCUCCCUCCACUAACACUACGACGACUAUCUUUCUUUCAACCCACAAAAGCAAAAGUUAGUCUGACAAUUAUUACAACUCGCCGGCGAUGAUAUCUGCUCCGGCUUCCAGUCUCCGACGCCGCUAGUUAGCUCAGCUCAGCUCACAUUUUACAUGAUAUAUGAUCAAUAUGCGCGAAACUGAACUUACUUUUUGUGCUCCUCCUACUCAUACUCCUGCUGUAGCUAAGAAGACUAAAUCUGAUGAUCUGCAGACUCAAGAAGAAGAUGGGGAUGUGAUAAUCGUCCCACCCUGUACGGCGGUCAACCAUCAUCAUCAUCAUCACCAUCCCCGAUCUCAGCCUGGGUUGAGGCGGAUUAUCCCCGCCGCCGACGAUGACUCCGCCGUCGCCGUCGCCGUCGCAACUACUAUGGUGGAGCGGGUGCUGCCCAAUGGAGAUCUGUACACGGGCACAUUCUUGGGAAACCUGCCGCAUGGCAACGGGAAGUAUCUCUGGGCUGAUGGGUGUAUGUACGAAGGUGAGUGGAGGAGAGGCACGGCGAGCGGGAAUGGGAAGUUCUCGUGGCCGUCGGGAGCUACCUAUGAAGGCGACUUCAGAGGUGGGAGAAUGGACGGCCACGGCACUUUCAUCGGCGCCGACGGCGACACCUACCGCGGCUGGUGGGUGGCGGAUCGGAAGCACGGCUUCGGCGAGAAGCGUUACGCGAAUGGGGACUUGUAUGUGGGGUCGUGGAAGUGGAAUUUGCAGGACGGAGAGGGGAGGUAUGUGUGGAGCAAUGGGAAUGAGUACCUGGGAGAGUGGAAGAACGGCGUCAUGUCUGGUAAAGGAGUUCUUAUUUGGGCAAACGGGAAGAGAUACGAAGGGGAUUGGGAAGAUGGAAUGCCGAAAGGGAACGGAGUUUUCACUUGGCCCGAUGGGAGGAUCUGUUGUACCAGCGGCGGCUCUUGCGGCGGGGAUAACAGUUCCUCCCAUCACGAAUUCAAUAGCACUAAUGGCGUCCAGAAUCGACGGAGAUCGUCGGUGAGCGGGGCAAAUGUCGGCGAGAGGAAUGUGAAUAUGCCGAGGAUUUGCAUAUGGGAAUCCGACGGCGAUGCCGGGGAUAUUACUUGUGAUAUUGUGGACAAUGUGGAGGCCUCAUCCAUGUAUCUUCAGAGGAAUGAGGAUGAAGGGAGUAGUGAAAGUUCAGAAGGAGAUUGCAGCCUGGAAUUAAGGAAGAGUCCCUGUCGAUCUGAGGGUGUAGAAAUGAAAAAACCAGGGCAACCCAUAUCAAAGGGGCAUAAGAAUUAUGAUUUGGUGAUCAGCCUUCAGCUCGGUAUAAGGUAUUCAGUAGAAAAGCAUAAUGCAAUCGGAUGUGAACUGAGGAAUGCAGAUUUUGAUCCAAACCUCAAGUUCUGGACAAGGUUUCCACCCGAGGGAUCCAAAUGCACUCCACUCCAUCAGGCCCCGGACUUCAAAUGGAAGGAUUAUUGCCCCAUGGUUUUCAAACGACUAAGGGAUCUGUUUGGAAUCAAUCCAGCUGACUACAUGGCAGCUCUCUGUUCAAACAAUGCACUUAGAGAACUGUCUUCCCCUGGGAAGAGUGGAAGCAUUUUCUAUCUAACUCAGGAUGAUCGCUUCAUCAUUAAAACUGUGAAGAAAUCUGAAGUUAAGGUGCUCAUUAGAAUGCUCUCCAGUUAUUAUCGGCAUGUUUUCCAGUACAAAAGUUCCUUGGUUACAAGGUUCUUAGGCGUUCAUUGUGUUAAGCCAGUAGGAGGACAAAAGACCCGUUUCAUUAUAAUGGGCAAUAUGUUCUACUCAAAGUAUGGUAUCCAUAGGCGCUUUGAUCUAAAGGGGUCCUCUUAUGGCCGCUCAACUGAAAAGCCUGAAGGGCAGGUUGAUGAGACAACCACAUUGAAAGACCUUGAUCUGAAUUUUGUCUUUCACCUACAAAAGUCUCGGUUUGAAGAGCUUAUCAGACAAAUCAACAAAGAUUGUCAAUUCUUGGAAGCUGAGAAUAUCAUGGAUUAUAGCCUCUUGAUCGGUGUCCAUUUUUGCAAUAACUACAGCAGUAAUGGUUCAAAUGGAUUGCCAUCUGAUGAUUAUUUUGGAAAGAGAGGUGCUCAAGAAUAUUGUUUAUGUGACUCAACAGUGCUAGAGAUGGAGCAGAUAGCGGAUGUAGAGAAGCAGCCACAAGGUGGUUUGGGUAUAAAUCUUCCAGCAAGGGCAGUGCAUACAUCACGAAUGGAACAUGAUUUUUAUACAGGGAGCGGUGGCAGCAAGGGUAGUAGGGAGACAUCGAACGUAAUCCUUUACUUGGGCAUCAUCGACAUUCUUCAAGACUACGAUAUAAGCAAGAAACUAGAACACGCAUACAAGUCGUUCCAAGUAGAUUCCACAUCCAUAUCCGCUGUUGACCCAAAGCUCUACUCUAAAAGAUUUCGGGAUUUUAUCAGUAGAAUCUUUUCAGAGGACGAGGGUGGGUUAUAAGUGAGUGUAUUAUUGGCGAUUGGUGUUUGUUUUAGUGAGCAUAGGUGAAGUAGAAAUUUUGUUAUAUUAGUGAAGUGUACAGUUAAAUGUGGGGAUGUAGAAAGAGGAACAAAUUCUUUUUGUCUGUAUGUAUUUGGCGUAAAUGGUGGAGCCAUGAUGUUUCAAAAUUCAAAUGGGAAAAGGACUGAAAAGCACAGCAGAAUUAUGCGUGAUCGGUUUGUCUACGUUGUUCUGUUGGAACUUAUUAGUUGGGAAAAACUGUAUAAAACAGCUCCCUUUUGCUGCUUUU